Messenger RNA from Cucumis melo (muskmelon), 1396 nucleotides. Its product is annotated as myb-related protein 308-like. The record is from RefSeq and is a predicted model, not a curated record. NCBI's taxonomy places the organism in Eukaryota, Viridiplantae, Streptophyta, Magnoliopsida, Cucurbitales, Cucurbitaceae. Bases 246 to 1214 code for a protein of 322 amino acids. The transcript is spliced from 3 exons.
UGACACGGAGUUUGAGAGAGAGAGAGAGAGAGAGAGAGAGAGUGGGUUGUUGUUGUUAUAAAGUGACCCAACUUGUUCUUAAAAGUUUUUAGUAGUUAAGAGUGACAAAACAGAGCAACGGGGAAGGGAAAGAACUCGAAGGGGAUUUUAAUAAAUUAAAGUGAAAGAAACGAUGGCGUUUUGAAUCUGAAAAUAAUUACAAAGAGGGAGCAGCAGGUGGCCCCCGGUGACGGCGACGGCGAGAAAUGGGGAGAAGGCCGUGCUGUGAUAAAGUUGGUCUGAAAAAGGGGCGGUGGACGGCGGAGGAAGAUGACCGGUUGAAAAAAUAUAUACUCGCCAAUGGUGAAGGCUCCUGGAGAUCUCUCCCCAAAAAUGCAGGUCUUCUGCGAUGUGGUAAAAGUUGUAGACUGAGAUGGAUUAACUAUUUGAGAGCAGAUUUGAAACGAGGGAACAUCACAUCUGAAGAAGAAGAUGUCAUCAUUAAGCUUCAUGCUUCCCUUGGAAACAGGUGGUCUUUGAUCGCAAGCCACUUGCCAGGCAGAACAGACAACGAGAUUAAAAAUUAUUGGAAUUCGCAUUUAAGUCGACAAAUCCAAACGAUCCGGCGCCGGAACGAUGAUGGCGACUCGGUGAUUGUGGACGUGGCCAGGAUCAGCCUUCCGCCGCGGCGGAAGGGCGGACGUGGACGGCGGAGGAAGGAAGAGGCGGAGGGGGAGGUGGAGGUGGAGGUGGAGGUGGAAGUAGGGAGGGAGAUUCCGUCGCCGGCGAGUGGUGUGUGUGGUAGGGGAUGUGUAGAUGACCUAAGGGAAGAGGAAACAAUUAACAAAUGGCCAGAAGGGCGACAUGACGUUGGUGGGUCUGAGACAUUGAAUUAUAGUAAUGAUGUUUUAGAAGAAGACGAGAUGUCGUUGGAUUUGGAUGAAUUGUUGACAAAUGUGGAAGUCGAAUGGGACGAAGACUACGAGGAUGAAAUUCAUAAAUUCAACACAACUGGCACGUGCGGAAGUAACACCGACAAUGUCUCUGUGGCUCCGGCCGGUGCGGCGGAGAUGGAGCUCGGGGGUGACUGUAGUCCCAUUAGCAGCUCUUCGUUCAGUCUUAACAGUCCAUGGAACUGGGAAAGCUUUGCCGGCGACAUAGAAUGGGAUGCCGGAGAAAAUUUCGGGGGUGCGGUGGCGGAAUCGGAGGCGGUGAUUUCUUGGCUUUUGUCUUAAGGAAAAGAAAGUUUAUGUUUGUAAAUUACUGAUUAGAGUGUUUGGGGAAAACUAAACUAAAAGUUUGUGAGAUAUUGGGAGUUUUCUUUGUGUUUCCCGUUUUACCCUUCACUAUCCUUUUGUAAAAUUUGUUUCGCUUUUAAAACGCCUUGAAUUCCAAUAAAUGUGGAUUUGUAUUUCCA